UAUAAAUAUUAGGGAGUGGAGGGAGAAGGUGGAGAAAACCAGACGGAGGUUGAGAAAUGUGAAACUCAGAGUAAGACAGCAGAGGAAGGUGAUCCAGAGAAGAUGGAAGCCAACAUGUCCGACCAAACCCAGGCUGGAGACGCUGGCCCAGAGAUCACAGUAACCAAACAAACCGCUAACGUCUCGAGAACAGACAGUCAGGAUGAUGAGAAGAGCUCAGACGUAUCAGAAAAGGAAGAGAAAGUGGUUAAGAGAAGAGGACGUAAAAGAAAGCUCUCAAUAAAAAGCGAUGAUACUAAGGAUGAAAAGAGCGAGCUGCUGUCUGUCGAGGAAAGUGAGAAGGAGAUGGUGGUAGAGUUAAAAGCACCUCGCAGGGGACGGCCACCUAAAAGCACAGAGCAGGAUCCUCAGAAAGAACCUGAGAGAUCGGAGAAGACUCCGGGCCGUAGAGGAAGGCGCCCAGGAGGCGCAGCUAAAGGGGCAAAAGAUGAUAUACAGAAGAAACAUGAGGCAGAGGCCGAGGACAGCUCUGGUCAAACUGAGACACUCGAAGAAGAAGAAGACGGCAAAGAGGGCCCUGAGCAGCAAAGUGGAGCACAGGAAAGCAAUCAGAGUAAAAGUAAAGUGCAGCUGGUUUCUCCUGCUGCAGAGGAACAUAAAGACACUGAGAAGACAGAUUUCCAGGAGAGCAGAGACACACGUCAGACGGGGAUGAAGAGGAAGAGAUCAGAAGAAGCAGAGGAGUCUGGAGAGGUGGUAGGAUUUCUAAUUUAGUCCCUUUUUUU
Cyprinodon variegatus (sheepshead minnow) is the source of this 785-nucleotide messenger RNA. RefSeq names its product translation initiation factor IF-2-like. Bases 103 to 774 code for a protein of 223 amino acids. The transcript is spliced from 10 exons. The record is from RefSeq and is a predicted model, not a curated record. Lineage: Eukaryota; Metazoa; Chordata; Actinopteri; Cyprinodontiformes; Cyprinodontidae.